Molecule: messenger RNA, 876 nt
Organism: Acanthoscelides obtectus
Lineage: Eukaryota; Metazoa; Arthropoda; Insecta; Coleoptera; Chrysomelidae
Source: the annotation of a GenBank genome assembly
CUAUAACCCAAUAAUGGACGACUUUACAUGUCCAAGAUGCAGGACAUCAAAAUUCCAAAAUCCAUCGCUAAAAUGAUGGUAAACGUUUGUGGACAUGGCCUAUGCGAAAGUUGUGUAGACUUGCUUUUCCUGAAGGGCUCUGGGAGUUGUCCUGAAUGUAAAAUACCUCUACGAAGGAACAACUUUCGCGUACAGCUAUUCGAAGAUGCAGCAGUUGAGAAAGAAGUCGAUAUUAGGAAACGUGUGUUAAGAGAUUUCAAUAAAAAGGAGGAAGACUUUGCUACCUUAAAGGAAUAUAAUGAUUACCUAGAGGAAGUAGAGUCCAUAAUAUAUAACCUAAGCAAUAAUAUUGAUGUUGUUAACACUAACAAAAGAAUAGAACAAUACAAGAGGGACAACAAAGAGCAAAUUAUGAAAAACAAAGGCAAACUCGGCAGAGAGGAAUAUGAACUAGAGGAAUUGUUAGAAUUAGAAAAGCAGCUAGAAGAACAACGAAAAAAGAGAUCCAAAUGGAGGAGAUAGAAACAAAAAAGAAGAAGAUUCAAGAUAAAGAAGCUCUCAUAGAUGAGCUGAUGUUUUCAAAUGCAGAUGCAAAGAAUAUCAUAGAAACCUUUGCUCAACAGGCUCAGCAAGCUAAAGAAGAAAGUGUUGACAAAUUACCCAGUCGAGCUACAAAGUUUUCCACUGGUAUACAAAUUGGUCAAAGAUCAAAUACUACAUUCUUGCCAGUACCUACAGAUGAAGGACCUUUGUAUACUUAUAAACCAAUAAUACUCUCUGUGGAUGGGCCUAAGCCUCCUACAACUGAUGAAAUACUCUCUAAAGGGUUUAUUAAUCAUGUAAGGCCAGAAACUGAGCAAGGAAGGGCUGGAGGAU